Messenger RNA from Xenopus laevis (African clawed frog), 5913 nucleotides. RefSeq names its product 2-lysophosphatidate phosphatase PLPPR4 (gene plppr4.L). Bases 439 to 2604 code for a protein of 721 amino acids. Lineage: Eukaryota; Metazoa; Chordata; Amphibia; Anura; Pipidae. The record is from RefSeq and is a predicted model, not a curated record. Gene Ontology annotation, biological process: axonogenesis; phospholipid metabolic process; phospholipid dephosphorylation. The transcript is spliced from 7 exons. Gene Ontology annotation, cellular component: membrane; plasma membrane; postsynaptic density membrane. Gene Ontology annotation, molecular function: phosphatidate phosphatase activity.
CUGACAGACUGUCUCUGCUCCUGAGUGACAAAUUUUGCAUCAUCUGUCAAGUGGAAGGAUUGAUCAGAUUGGAGCAGCAGUCACCCCCUUGCACAUAAACCAGAGCAGCUUUUUCUCUAUAGCUCUUUUGACGUCAGCCCUCGUACAGACAAUAAGCUGUGAAUUCUAAUGCUGAAACGAAUAGAGCUCAUUGGAAGCUACAGCAAAGCAAAGGGGUGUUUUGCGGAAGCCAUUACAGUCUCUGUAAAGCAUUCUGAAUAAUUUUCUUUAACUGUGUGGGAACUUGUAUUGCUGCAAGGGGAGAAAAAAGGAAUGCUGCACACUCCAUAGGUGGCACUAGGGAAUGGUAAAUGAAUACUGAGCGUUAGGUUUGCUAAAGGAAGAUCAUUUGGAAUCUGUCUGGCAGAAAGAAAGGAUUGGACUGAAAGAAGAGCAGACAUGUCUGCAAAGGAAAGACAGAAAAUGAGAGUUACAAAGGACAGCGUUACAUUGCUGCCAUGCUUUUAUUUUGUGGAGCUGCCGAUUUUGGCUUCUUCUGUGGUUAGUCUAUAUUUUUUGGAGCUAACAGAUGUCUUUAAACCAGUAAAUUCGGGGUUUAGCUGCUAUGACAGAAGUCUCAGCAUGCCCUAUAUUGAACCUACCCAGGAGUCCAUCCCUUUCCUGAUGCUGCUGUGCUUGACAUUUGCAGGACCUGCAGCAACGAUCAUGGUAGGAGAAGGUGUUUUGUACUGCUGCUUGUCUAAGAGAAGAAAUGGAAUAGGAGCAGAAGCCAAUAUAAAUGCUGGAGGAUGCAACUUCAACUCUUUCUUAAGAAGAGCGGUCAGAUUUAUAGGGGUCCAUAUUUUUGGAUUAUGUUCUACUGCUCUGAUAACUGACAUUAUUCAACUCUCAACUGGUUACCAAACCCCAUAUUUCUUGACUGUGUGUAAACCUAACUACACGUCUUUAAAUAUAUCCUGCAAAGAAAAUCCAUAUGUUUUGGAAGACAUUUGUUCUGGCUCGGACCUUGCAGUUAUAAAUUCUGGGAGAAAGUCAUUUCCUUCUCAACAUGCCACGCUUGCAGCAUUUGCAGCAGUCUACAUUUCUAUGUACUUCAAUGCUACAUUAACAGACUCCUCUAAAUUACUGAAACCAUUGUUGGUGUUCUCCUUUAUAAUAUGUGGGAUUAUAUGUGGCCUCACACGUAUAACACAGUACAAGAAUCACCCUAUUGAUGUCUACAGUGGAUUUUUAUUGGGAGGAGGCAUUGCUAUAUAUUUGGGACUUUAUGCUGUAGGAAACUUUCAGCCAAGUGAAGACAACAUUCCUCAAAAGCCACCUCCUCCAAUUAGAGAACCUUUAAGAUCUUUAACAGAAAUAAGUCAAGAUGUCAAUAGAAUUCUACCAGGAAAGAAUGGCAGCACCACUGAUGGCAUCUCUACCCAUCAUGUAGAAAAUAUCUUGACCAGAAAUCAUAGGGAAUCAGGCUCUCUCACAAAUAUUAAGAGAGCAAGUACCGAUGUGGAAGUAAUCACACCACGAAGCCCUAUGGGAAAGGAGAACAUGGUAACAUUCAGCAAUACUCUGCCAAGGGUGCAUACACCCUCUUUUGAAGAUCCAGCUAGAAGAAAUGCAACAAUCCAUGCAUCAAUGGAUUCAGCCCGUUCAAAGCAACUCCUAUCCCAAUGGAAGACUAAAAAUGAAAGCCGUAAGCUGUCUUUGCAGGUCAUUGAGACUGAAGCUGGUCUUUCCCCACAAAGGAUAAUAGAAAUGAGGUCUAGCUCUGAGCCAGUGAGGGUUGGUGUUAAUGGAGAGCACAUAGGACCAGGCAAUUCUUAUCUUAAACUACAACCUGGCAGUAUUCCAGGCUGCAACAAUACUGGUAUACCUGGUGGGCCAAGAGUCUCAAUUCAGUCAAGGCCUGGGUCCUCCCAGUUAGUGCAUAUUCCUGAAGAAACACACGAGAAUAUAAUUACAACAUCUCCUAAAUGUAGUUCUGCCAGAUCAAAAUGGCUUAAAGUGGCUGAGAAAAGUGUUGUUUGUCGAAGUAAUAGUCAACCGAGAAUCAUGCAGGUAAUAGCCAUGUCAAAACAGCAAGCAAUGCUUCAAGGGAGUCCAAAGAGUUCAGAAGGAAGCACAGUUAGUUGCACUGGCUCAAUCAGAUACAAGACUCUCACAGAACAUGAACCAAUAAAUAUUGUACGAAUUGAAGCCCAUCCAGAAAACAACAGGCCAAUAAUACAGAUGCCUUUAGAAGGAGAAGGCAGUGGAUCUUGGAAAUGGAAAGCUCCUGAGAUAGGUACCUUGCGGCAAGCCUAUGAGCUGAAUGACCUCAACAGAGACUCCGAAAGUUGUGAAUCCUUAAAAGACAGUUUUGGGACAAUUGACAGAAAAAGGAGCAACAUAGAAAAUGAUCACCUUCUUCAUGGAAUUACUACAAUACGAGUUACACCAGUGGAGGGAAGUGAAAUUGGGUCAGAGACUGUAUCUAUUGCUUCGAGCCGUGAUUCUACUCUAAGAAGAAAAGGCAAUAUCAUUUUAAUCCCAGAAAGGAGUAACAGCCCUGAGAGCACUCGAAACAUCUUCUACAAAGGAACUUCACCCACUCGCACCUACAAAGAAUGAAACAAUAUGUGAGAUUUCCAUUGGUUUAAGAUGAAUUAAUACUACAUUGAUAACGCUUGUGCUCUUAUUAGUUUGGGAGAUAAUGCUAGAAAUAGUAUUAUAUGUGCCAAUUUACUAAUGAUCGAAUGAUCGAAGGUAAAAGUUUCUGAUGAAGAAUGGAAAAUUUAGAACUUGUGCAGAAGGGCUGAAAAAAGCACAAUGCUUAGAAGUCAAACCAAUGUGAAGAAUCAAACGCAUUAUACAAUCAAUUUCCUUAAAGAAAAAAGUGAUUAUAGGAAGAAAUGUGAUCUAACUAGAAAAUGCGUAACAGACUUUAGACACUUUAUUUCAUGAAUGUGCCAAUUCAGACAUAUUAUGACCUAAAUCUAAGAAUUUAUAGUUUUCACAGCAAAAAUAAAGAAAAGAUUUAUUUAAUGUAAAAUAUUUACAUUUGCCGUUUAUGCACUAAAAUAAAAAUUAAAGGUGAAAUGUGGUGCUUUGAGUCUAGAUAGCAUAUCAGCUAAAGCACAUAAGGAAUAUUAAUGUGUUCUUCUUUUGACAGUCAAGUUGCUUCUGUAUAGAAUAGGACAUACAGCUCUGUAAAUGCGGAUCAAUCACACUUAACUUUCCAGAUUUUGGUGUGGAUCCGAUUCACCAUGGUAUUAUUGUUUCUUUUGUUAACUAUAAUUUCUGAAUUCUGCUUAACAUUUAUUAAGUGCAGAUCAUACUAAAGAAAUAAAGGUGCUCAAUAUUAGGGACAUUCCUACUGACAGAAUCAUUAUCUCCUGGAGAAUUUAGAGACUCUGAAUGUUUUUAUCCUUAUUUUAUGAUUAACCUUCACUAUCCCACACCAAAACAGGGUUUAAUGUAUUUUAGGUGUAAAGGUAUACUUUAAUGUUUUUAUGAGAAGGUAACUAAAAGUUUCCUAUUAUUAAUGCAGAAUACUGCAAGAUAUUAUUGGGAGCACCAAGUAGUGAACCUGGGGUUUACACAAAUUUAAUAGAAAAUGCUUAAGUCCAAGAGAUUUAAAUGGUAGCACAAAGAAAGGCACAAUAAAAGGAAUGUCUGUGAAGAUGUAAGCAAUAUUGUAACAAAUGUGUAAGGUGUGGAAUUUGGCACAGUACAAUUAGUAAUACAGUUAUAUGACAUUUAAUGAAACAAUGCCAGUUUAUAAAUGGUACAUGUUGCUUAAAAAUCAUUGUCACUAUCUCAGAAAGAAUAUACAUACACCAUAAAUACUUCACAGAAACAGUUCAUGAAAGAAAUAAAAGUCUGACUGUCAGAUUUGACAAUUCACUGAUUUUCCAACUGGCAUUUAAAGCAGCUGCAGGCCAAUAGACUACUGUUGCAAGACAAGGAAUUCAUCAAGAAGUCACAAAUUAAGACUGCUGGCAGUCUACUUUGUCACCCCAGAGGAAACUGGUAAUGAUAGUUGAUAUAGGGGCAUAAUGAUUAAAGGGUACAGAUAAGAGACCCUUCCUUAUGGGUCUUAAGAGUAGAGUAUUUUCUGGUAAUUCUAUGGGAAAUUUCUCUCUAUAAUUAAUAUGCCCGCUGAAGUUAAAAUGUUUCUACAUUUUUGUGCAGCACGUGUAGAGCAAUAUCCUGUAACACCUCCCUUCAGCUUUUUUCUCCAAUGUCCACGCUCUCUAUGUCUCAUGUCAGGCCACAGGUAAACAAUGCUAAGCACAGAUGUUUUGCAUCAAGGAUGGUGCUGGCAGUGCUGGAAUUGAGGAUAUGGUUACAUGAAAGGUUGUCAUCUUCAAAUUUGCACCUCUUUCUGAUGCAGACCAACUUUAUAACUGGCCAUAUAUAAUAUUUAAAAUGAUCUUAUGGUAAAGACCAUAUUAUAUAACAUUUACAUGUCUGGUUUCUUACUUUGAGGGAACAUGGGCUUUUACAGUCUCUGUGCUGUUUUCAGAUGGAGCUUCUUUUUGAGUUGUCCCUGAACAGAUAUAACUAAGGUUGUAAAAAUAAAAAUGAUCUGUUUUUAAUACAAGUAGCAAGCAGACACUAGUGAUGGGCUAAAUGCAUUGAAGUCAAUGGGCGUUUUUUCUAGAGCAAAAAAUGCAUUGGAGUAAAAAGUGUUUAUUUGGGGCAAAUUUUUACCACCAAUUCAUGAAAUAAAAUACAGAAUUUCACUACCAAGCCAUGCCUGGCUCAUCACUAGUAGAGAUGUUAUUAGAAGUUGCAGGAUUGAGGCCCCCAGUCCUAAGAUAGAGAGACUUGUUCCUAUUUUCAGCAUUUUCAAGGUUGUUAUAAUAUAAAAGCAUUCUGCAAAAUUACAAGAAACAUCAAAAUGCCUUCAAAUAGCUGAAAAACAACACAGUCAAUGUGCAUUCCUACAUGCUGGUGUUUAUAAACCUCAGCAGGGUUUUACAGAUUCUACAGCUCAAUCCCAUUCUGCAUACUUCCGGACACAGGGUUAUUUUAUAACAUGGGCAACGUUUGUGAUAGGAAAGUAACCCAGAUGUUUGCUUUCAUUAUUCUAACGGGACUAGGCUGCUGAGCACUAACUGUUAAUUCAUUGCUAUGGCUACAAGAAAGAAAACUCUGCCCAUGUUAUUGCAUAAUAUCCAUUUAUGCAAUAAACCAUUCGCUGUAUAUUCAUGAAUCCAAUAAAUUACAUUUGACCAUUUGGCAUACCCCCCCCAUUAGGUCGUUCAGAAGUUUAUUAACCAAUAUAGAACUAAGGUUUAAGUGAUUUUAAAACUCUGUACAGUUCAGGUAUAAUGAGAUUUUCUUUUUUCUGCUCAAGCGUUCCAAAGUCUUAAACGAGAUUUCUGAGUGUUUCAGCAAUCCCUGAAACUGUGCUUUUAACAUGAAUCACAUUCAUGUAAGUCAUUUUAUACUUAAAGUGCCAAAAUCUGUUUUUUUAUAAAUGCCGUAUUAAAUCAUAUUAUAUUGUGAAACGCCGACUACAGAUGAAACAAAUUGAAUCACUUGUUUAAAGAGACACCUGCAGAGAUAUUUGAUAAAAGAUAAUGCCUUUUGUAAAUGUCACCUUUGUUUACAUUAUACUAAUACCUUAAUUUCAAAACAAUUAAUUACCAGAUGGCAUCUUUUUAAAUUUCUAAUUUUCUUACUUGCUAAAGAGGGCACUAAUUUCUUUGUGAGGCUGGGCUUUAUUGAAUAAAGACUAAUAAAUAUGACUAUGUUUUUCAACAAGAAAUCCUCUAUGUAAAGUAAUGUGUUUAAUAAAAUGUUAUGCAAAUGUUUUCAAACUGAAAAAUUUGUAAAUUGCUAUAAAUGUAUUUUAUCUAAGUAAAAAUCAAUGCUAUCAUGUGAGUUUAUUGUGUAUAACAUCACAAAAUAAAGAUAAAAUCUCCUGUG